Messenger RNA from Volvox carteri f. nagariensis, 4623 nucleotides. RefSeq lists its product as uncharacterized. The record is from RefSeq and is a predicted model, not a curated record. Lineage: Eukaryota; Viridiplantae; Chlorophyta; Chlorophyceae; Chlamydomonadales; Volvocaceae. The coding region runs from base 1 to 4623 and encodes 1540 amino acids. The transcript has 11 exons. Gene Ontology annotation, molecular function: ubiquitin-protein transferase activity. Gene Ontology annotation, biological process: protein ubiquitination.
AUGAUAUGCGCCUUUGGUCCCGUGCGACAUUUGACGCUUAUCCAUGACGGCCUCUACCAACGCGCUUACUCAGUACAUCUGCUGCACCGCGUGUUGGCGAUCAGUUCCGAAGAUGGAGAUCCCUACGAUGCCUUUAACGAUGAUGAUCUGGGAGACAACUCUGUGGAUGACGAGGACUCCAACGAGGAAGACGACGAUGCGCCGACUGGCCUCGUGCCUUCCCUGCCUGACGGCCUCACUGUGCCAUAUGCGUACGCACCAGGCGACAUGCUAUCCAAUCCAGUACCCGCCACAGCAGCCCUGCCGACAGCCGGCUCGCGUCCCGUCCAAUCCCCUGCAUCUAGCACCGCCGCCGUGCCUGCGUUGCCGCCUUUGACCGCAACUACCGAUCAAGGCCAGUCGCUGUACCCCAACCCACAUCAAUUCGAACCACACCAACAGCACCCACAUCAGCAGCAAAUCUUGCAGCAACAGCAGAACCGCCCUGGUGCGCCUGCAGCAACUUCCGGCGCUGAUGCUGGUGUCGCUGUGGCCGCUGGGGCCGGGGCCGCUUCUGGAACCCCCCGCCUGCUGCAGGCUGUGGUGUGGCAGCCCAGCAAGGUGCUGUCGGUGUUCCCCUGGCAGCUCCGAGCGCACUUCUUCCUCUCGCUGGCGUCCACCAGGAUGUACCUGCUCAUGGGGCUGUGGCCCAGGGCAGCCGCAGUGGCAGCGGCGGCGCCGCGCCGCCUGCGCCAGCAGCCCCUUUCCGCCACCGCCGCUGCCUCCACAGGCCACAGUCACCACCAGCAGCAGCAGCAGCCUCCUGGUGCUGCACCACACGGGCAACACGCAACCGGAGGACCCGGCGGGGUGUUCGGGGCGGUGCCUUCGCCGCACGACUCAGCAGCAGCAGCAGCGGCGGCCUCGCAGUCAUAUGGCACCGGCGGCGCCGGAGGCAGCGGCAGCGGCAGCGGCGGGUUCUCGCAUCCCCAUGCUCAGGCACAGGCGGCUGCGCACACCUACGCACAGCAGGCUCACGGGUACGAUGGCAUGGGUAGCUUGUACGGCUUCAGCCGUACAGUCACGGACGAGAGCCAGAGCCUGGCUGCGGCGCUUUCGGCCGUGGGACGUGGCGUGCCUGUGUUCCUUCCUCCGGAGAUGCUCGUCCAACAUGGUGUGCAGGAGGACCUCAUGGCCAGCUGCGUGUUCAAACCGGCAGUGAAGAGCGGCCCCGGGGGCGCUGUGGCGGCGGGCGGCAGUGGCGACGACGGCGGCGGCGUCAGCGGCGCGGGCCGCUCACCGCUCCCCCGCUGGCGCUCCUGGCCCUCCCUCAUCAGCCGCUGGGUGGCGCACCUGGCGGGCCGCAUAGCGCAGCACGGAGGGCGAGCAGCCGCCAAGUUGCGAGCAGCUGGGGCUGGGGGGGGGCCUGCCGGGGGGGGUGCGGGUGCAGCAGCGCCGCCGCGGCCGCUGCACCCACCACGCCAUCAGGCCAGCACAUCCUAUGGAAACGAUGGGGACAGUGGCAGCAGCAACGGUGGCGACGGCGAGGGCAAUGACCCACGGGUCGGUUCCAGGCGUGCUGUGGAGGAGGAGCAGCAGAAGGGAGGAGGAGGAGGCACGGCCGUGUCGAGGUGGCUGAGCGCGAGGGGGGCGGGGGCAGGAGAGGCCGGGUCGCAGCAGCCGCAGCACGCGUACGUGGAGUGUCGGCUGUACCGUACUGACCGCGUGCGCAACGUGUCGUACACCUGUCCUGCCGUACUUACUGUACUGCCCUCGCCGCCGCGGGGCAGCUGGCGUUCGGCGCAUCUACACCACACCUUACAUAAUUACCACCAGCUGCAGCAGCACCAGCAGCACCAGCCUGCAGCCGCCGGAGCGGCAGCAGCGGCCUGCCCCGGGGGCGGCAGUACGUGCCCCGCGAGCAUGACUACAGCCAAUGGGGGGGCGGCAACUCUGCCGCCGCUGCCGCAGCAGCAACAACCCCCUCUGCAUCCACACGGCGCACGGCCGCGACAAAAACCGCGGCUGUUGCGGCGCUUAUGGUCAGAUCUACGGUACAUGGCGUACGGCGCCGUCAUGCCGUACAAGUGGGCACCCAUCCUGGCGGGUCUCCUCAGCCCCCACAUGUUCCUGCUCGCAUGUCUGCCCUCAAUGCAGUCUCUGGGCCUUAUAGGGCCCUUCACGAUACGGCUGUGGUCGUACCAUGCUGCAUGUCUCAUCCUGACGGGUGCUGACCACCUGCUGCUGCUGCGACUGGCUUCGGAGCUGUGGCUGCGGCUGAGGCCUCGUGGUGGCGGACCCGUGGGUCGCAACCAUUGGCGGCGGUGGCUGGCGCUAUCCAAGGCGGUGGUGAUGGGCAUCCUGACCACCAAACAGAUGGAGCUGUGGAACCACCUCUACGGCGCCUCCUUCAAGCCCCACCCGCUCCUGUCCUUCUGUCUGGUGCUCCCCGCCUCCUGGGUGACGGCCUCCGCGGCCUGUAGCGCAGUGUGGCGGCUCACCGCGGGGUACCAGCCCACAUCGGCACCGCUGCUGCUGUUCCAGGAGGGCUUUCUUUCCGGCCUGUCCUCGCCGCUGUAUUCCCUGGUCUACAUCUCCUUUGCGGUGUUGGGGCUGGGCGGAGGGGGUGUGGGCGGCGGUGCGGGCGGUGUGCUGGGCCUGGCCGCUGCGGGCUCCCGCCUGCCUCUGUGGCUGCUGGACGCGGUGGCGGUUUCCCCCCUCCUGACGGUGGUGGCACUGGACGUCCUGUGGAAUAUGGACACGGCGGCCAGGGCCACGCCGCUGCUCAUGGUGGUCGUCAACGCCCUGAGAGCGCACCAAGCGCAAGACGACGCAGCCGCCGGCCGCGCGUUCGGCCGCCGUGGCAGGGGCCGGCGCUGGGGCGGCGCCGGAGGGGCCGCCGGAGGCGAUGACGCUGACGAGCAGGACUGGGUGCCCCCCCGGGCGCUGGCGGUGCGUGACGGUGCCGCGGCAGUGAAGCAACAUACGAGUUUGUGGAUGAUGCUGGAUUCGGCCCGAUGGUGGGCGCAUCACGUGCGGGACGUGAUGGAGGAGGAGGCGCGCAUGAUGCGGCAGCAGCAGCAGCAGCAACCCCCGCAUCCCCCCGGGCAUCAUCCGCACAUGGACGUGGCAGGGGGGCCGCCGGAGGCUGGGCUGGGCGCGGCGGUACCUGCGGCGAUGGACGACGGCGCCGCCGUCGCCGCUGCACUGUUGCGCGAGCGGGCGGUGUUUGUGGUGGCUCGUCUGGCGCUCGCCGCCCGCAACGCGGGGAUGGUGGAGCUGCCACAUCGCGUGAUUGCGGGGAUGAUGGCAGCUAUGGUGAUGCCGCUGGGGGAAGAGGCGUGGCCGCCACGGCAGGGGGAUAACGUACGCGCGGUGGACCUCCUGCUAGAGGCGGCAGCGGUGCCAGGGCCGGCCCCGCGCGGCGGCCGUGCAGGUGGCGGUGGUGCGGCAGCUGGGGCUGGUGGCGGUUUCGGAGCCGGGAUCGGGGGACCGGGAAGGGGCGAGGAUUUCGACUUGGACAUGGACAUGGACGGCGUGGAUGAGGUCCUCGGGAACGGCCCCCUGAUGGGACGGAGGGGGGCGGUCGGGGACGGCGAAGGCGCUGGGGGUGAAGGGAUCGGCGAUGGUGCAGGUGGCGGUGGAGGAGAGGAGCGUAUGGUGCGUACCUCGGACGGCACGCUGCGGCCGCUGUCUGCGCUGGAGGCGGAGCUGCGGGCUGGGCUGGCGCAAGUGGCAGCGCUCCGCGCCCAGCUCGCGGCCGUCGGUCGCGGCGUGGCUGACCUGCUGCUGCUGGGCCGCUGGCCGCCUCCUCUGACGCUGCCCCCGGAGGCGCUGUGCUGGUGCGAGUCGGUGCCCCACGGCUUCCUGUGCCCCAUCACGCACUCCCUGAUGACGCAGCCGGCCCUGCUCAUCAGUGGUUCGUCUUUCCCCCCUUCCAGACCCCACAGAGAGCUGCACCGCCCUCUCUCUCCCUUUGGUUCUCUCAGGACGGACCCCACCACCGGUCGCUACCUGCACACGUACCACUUCAUCCACAACGACAACCUGAGGAAGGCCAUUGAAGACUGGGUAGCUGACCGCUUGGAGCGAGAACGACAGCAAGAGCAAGAGCGGACACAACAACAACAGACACCUGUGCCGCAGCUUCUUGGGCACAUCCGACCCGCUCAAAGGAGCGCCGGCGUAGCGGCAGCAGCAGCAACACCUGGCCACCAUCACCACGACCAUUUCCUGCGGUCGCCACCUCGACAACGGCUGCUGCAACGAUCUCCUGCAGCAGCAGCAGCAGCAGUAACGGAUGCGGGUGCGGUGCCGACGAGUGGCGGGUUAUUGGGGGGUCGGUAUCAUCCAGUGGCGGGCCCAGGGCCGGGGCAGCGUAGCGUGUGUGUUGGUACCUCGGAAAUGGGGCUGAGGAUGCAAUCGCCGGAGCGGUUUCGGAGCGGUGGCGCCGGUGGUACGACCCAGUUGGCCGGUAGGAGCCGCUCACGGGGCCGUUCGCGAUCCCGCGGACGGGCGCUGCGGCCGCCAUCUGGAGGCGACCCGGGAGGCGACGGUGUGGCGGCGGCGACGGUAUUGGCGCGGCAGGCGGUGCAGCGGGCGGCGUCGCGGCAGCGUGGCUUGCAGCGUUCCCAGCCCCAGUGA